AUGGAUAGACAGAAAAAUAUAAAAAGAGAUAAAGAAAAAAUAAAUUUCAACAAAAAUGACGACACUAUUGAUCAUAUCGAAAAACCGAAAUUCAUCAAUAUAAAAAACAAAAGACAAACCAUACAAAUUUUAAAUAUGUAUAAUUAUAGUUAUAAAAGUAAAGAGGAAUAUGGGGAUAUAAAGAAAUAUAGUGUAUUAAAUAAUUGUAAAAAGAAAAGCGAAGAAAAUGGAUUAAUCAAACAUACAAUGAUGGAUAAUAACAAAAUGUGUGAAGUCAUGGAUAGGAAAUUUGACAAAGAAAUGAACAAAAAUAAAAUUAAUAAUACAAAAGAAAAUGUUAAUAAUAAAAAUAUGUUUGAGGAUAUUUUGAAAAUUCCUGUUAAAAAUGUUGAUGUUUCUUCAUGUAACAAAAUAAAACCAAGUGUAAAUUUUCCAAAAGAAAUUCCAUACCCCCAAAAUGAUGCAUAUUUAAUGAAUAAAAAAAAAUGUGCUACAAAUUUUUUAAAAAAAAACAGUUUUCACACAAUUUCAGAUGAAAAUAUUUUAUAUAAUUUUAAGAGUGAUUCUCACGAUUUUUUAAACUCUAAAGAAUAUCAAAUGAAACAAAAAAAAGACAAAAUAAAUGACAAAAUUGAUGAAAAAAUGAUUAAACUGUGUAAUACAUCAAAAGGGGGGCAUAACGAAAAAGUUGAAAAUUUCGAUCAUAUUCAAAAAGAUAAUUUGUAUGAAGAAAUAGAAAAAAUAAAUAAUAAAAAACAAAAUAAUACUGUUUCACGAAUUAAAAAAAUAACACCACAUCAUUAUUACAAUUACGUAAGUAAACUUUGUAAAUAUAAUAGUAUAAAUGGUAAAAAUAAAUUAAAAGGAAACCCAACUAAACUAAAAUUAGCAUAUUCAAAGGUUGUUAGAAUGAGAUUAGCAAAGACAGAAUUAGCUAAGGAUAUGCUAACAAAAAAAAAAAACGAAAAAAAGAAACUUGCAAAAAUGUACGUAAAUAAUAACAAUGUUUUUAUAAAAUAUUUAAAAAUAUACAAAAAUGAAAAUAGAUAUAAUAAAAAUAUAGUCUCAAAUAUAAACAAUUUAGAUAUAAUAUCAAAAAGGGAUAUACUAAGUUUACCUGAUAAACCAGUGUAUUUAUACGAAUUAGAUAAUUAUCGAUUUAAAUUAAAUAAAAAUAUAGACACACCAGCAUUAAAAGUGGAAAAUGAGGAUAUUGAUUUUUUUUUUAAAUAUAAAAAUACAUGGCUUGAAUUAUUUUUUUAUAAUAAUUACACUAGUAAAGAAAUAUUAUAUAAUUAUAUUAUAAUUCGAUUAAAUUUUGAAUUAAUGAUUCAAGAAAUAAAAGACAUAGUAAUUAUGGAUAUGAAUACUAAGCACUUUAGCUACCCCUAUAUAUAUAAUGCUUAUUUAAUGGCUCCUAUAAAUGUGCAUGAUGUUGAUAAUUCUUUGAGAAUCCAAAAAGUUACAAGUGACUAUUCUUUUAUCAAUAAUGGUUCUUGGGCAUUUUUACGAAAAAAAAAAAAACAUAUUAAAAAAAAAAAUAAAAAAAUAAAAAAUAAUGUUGAAAAUAAUACCAGUGAAAAAAAUGUUCCUCAUCUUUUGCAUAUGACAAGAAAUAAAUAUUAUAUUAAUCAUAAUUUUUGGUCACGCUUAAGAAGUAAUAUAAAUUCAUCUAGAAAUUAUGAUAUUAAAAAUAACAGCAACUUUGAUAGUUUAUCAACUAUGCAUAGUUUCAAUAUGAACUGUUCAGAUAAUAUACACAAUUUUAUAAAAGAGGAAGAAAAAACAAAAACUGACACCAAAGAAUUUUUCCAAUACUCAGAAAAUAGAUCUACAUUUCUUAGUAACUUUCAUUCAAAUACAAGUAAAGAGAAAAAUACAAUUUCUGAUGCUAAUAACAAAUCUUUAUCAAAUUAUAACACAUUUUUUUUUAAAAAUGAUAAUACAGCUAAAUUAUUUAGUGAUAAUAAUUUAAUUGAUCCUUCCAAUAUAUAUAUAACUUUUACUAAUAGUAAAAUUGAACCAUUUUUCCCUUAUAUGUGUGAUAAUAUAUUUUUUCUUUUUUAUUAUUACAAUAAUUAUCUGAACACGUUUAUAAAAACAGCACUCGAAAACGAUAAAAAAAAAAAAAUGCUCAUGGUUCAUCAACAUAUUCAAAAUAUACGAGAGAGAAAUAGACAAAAUAAUGAAAACAAAAAAGAAAAGAAUCAGCAAAUUUCUAAUAAAACAUCGUUAAACAUAAUAAAAGAAAAAACAAAUGACCAAGAAAAUAAAUGUCAUUUAAAAUUUCCAAUAAUUCUAAAUAAAUAUAAUGAAUUUCCCACUAAAAACAUAUUAACAGUAAAAAGAGAGAUAACAACUACUCCUAUACAAAUAACAAAUUAUCCAUUUAUGAAUAAUUUAAAAAUAAAAAAUUCUAUUAAUGAUAAAAUGUAUAAUUCUAUAUUUACCAAAAUAGUAAAAAAAAAUUCAGAAAAAAUUAAAAAAGAACUAUCUAAAGAUAAUGUUGAAAUUCCUAUAUAUUUAUGGGUAAUAUUUGGGGGGAAAGAUAUGAAAUCGAUGGAUUCUUUAAAUAUGGUUUACAAAAUGCUACGAUAUGCUACUGAAAUACCUCCAGGAGAAUAUGAAAAAUAUAUAAGAAAAUUGAAAAAAAAAAAAAUUCAAAUUAAUUGUAAUACUAAUACAGAUUAUAAUCAUUUAUAUAUGGGACACAAUAAUUAUUAUUAUAACGAAAAAAAUAAAAAAAAAGUUAAUUUGAAAGAAUAUAAUUUAAAUAGUAACAAACUCCCCAAUUCGAACAAAAUAACAUCAGAAAAUAACAAUUUUUUAUUUUUGGAAAAGUUCAACUGUUGUAGUUGUAAUGAUAGACAAUUAAAAUUCUAUGACAACCAUACUGGGCACAAAAUACGGAAAAAUAAUAAACAAAAUGAUGAGAAAAAUGGGCAAAAAAAUAAUGAAAAUUGUGUAUAUGGAUUAUCAUCUAAUACACUGAUUCGAAAGAAAAAAAAAAAACGCACCCUUCCUGAAUUGAAUAAAGAACUUUUUCCUGACAAUUAUUUGUAUAACACAUCUUCAGAAAUAUAUAAACGAAUUGUAGAUUAUUAUAAUAAUUAUAAUAAAAAAUAUAAUAAAUAUGGUCCUAAUAAUUAUAAAGAAUUUCUGGAAUUUUAUCAUAAAGAAAAUAAUGAAAACAAUUGCAUUAAAGUUGAGGAAAAACAAACAUAUUUUAAAGAUGCUAUUCCAGCAAAAGGUACUACUAUCAACAAAUAUAAUAAAGAAAGUGAACAAAAUUUAAAAAAAAACACAAACAAUGAAACAUUAUAUAGUAAUUUAAGUGAAAAUACUUAUUCUAAAAAGAUAAGAACGAAUGAAAAUAAAUUACCUAAAUAUUUUAUAUCAAAUAUACAUGAUGAAAUGCAAAAUGAAGAUAAAUAUUAUUGCGCAAAUUUAUGGGAUCACCAAAAAGUGGAAAAAAAAAAUUCAUUAGAUAAAUAUAGCAACAAUAUAAAUGCCGUAUCUAAUAACACAAAUAUUAAUAAUAUAACGGAUAGUGAAAGUAAGGAACAUAUUAUAGAUGAGGGGAAAAACAAGAUGGAACAUAAUUCUAACCAUCCAGAUUCCAAAACAUAUGAUUUAUUUUUAGAAGCAAAUGAUAGCGAUUCUAGUGAUCAAGAAUCAGAUAAUAAUUUAUACAAUUUUAUAUCAUAUCAUAUGCAAGGACGGAAUCCAUCCUUUGAAAUAAAAGAUGAAAAAAUUAAAAGUAAUAAAUUAAAUUAUACAGAUAUUUAUGGCCCGGUUAUUUAUCGUAGUAUUUCUAGAGAUUGUCAAGAUGAAAAAAAACAAAAGACCUAUAAUAAUGAUAAUCAUAGAAAUCAAAAAAAUAAAUGGAGUUGUAAUAAUAAAAAAGAGAAAAGAAAAGUAAGAUAUUCAUUUUUAUUAUUAGAUUAUCCAAGUUACUAUAAUAGCACAGGUCAUCCAUCUCCCCUAACAUUUAAAACAUCUGCUUUUUGUGCUUUAAAAGAAGCAAUCAAAGAAAUAAGAAAGGAAAACAAUAACGCAAAUAUAUCAAUAAACGCACUUGGGUAUUCAUUAGGAUGCUGUGUUAGCCUACAAUUAAUACUUGAUAUAGCUAAAAGCUUAUAUAAUGAUUUUUAUCAAGAUAUUUAUAAAAUUCCAUAUAAUAAAAAAGAAAAAGAACCAAUUAAAGAAAUAAAAGAACAUAACAAAUUAUCCAUAAAAUUAAAUAAUAAUAAAAAUAAAAUAAAUGAAUAUAUAUAUGAUGCAAAGAAAAUUCUUACAUUUGAAAAUGUUUUAUUUUUUCAAAAAGAAGAGAAAUACUAUUCAAGCAAUGAUAUAUUUCAACAAGACAACGAAAAAAAAAUUAAAAAUAUAAAAGUAGAAACUGAAAAAAAAACGGACCACAAUAAAUUACACUUAUCAGAAUCAUUUUUAACUGGAAAAAAUGACCAAACUCACAUUAAUGAUAAUGAAUCGACAACUUUUGAAAUUAGUAAUUGUUGUGAUACUAAGCCAAAAGUAAAAACCAGUUUUUACAAAAAUAUUAUAUAUAGCCAAGAUCAGCCCGAUAAAAUGAAUGCGUUAAAAUUAGAGGAAAAUAAAAGAAAUGUAGAAAGGGUUGAUAAGUAUGGAAAGGUUUAUUUAAAUGUGACAAAAAAAAACGAUUUAAAUAAUAAUGAUGUCCAAAAUUAUGAAAUACGAAAAAGUUCUUCCCUUAGAGUAAAUGUAAAAGAAAAUAUUAUACGUGAAGAAAUUGUAAAAGAUAAAAAGAAAAUUGAUAAUCUCAAAAUAACAGUAGAUAAAGUUAUUUUAAUUGCACCAUUUACAAAUACUCAAAAAUUAGUAAAAGGUAUAUUAAACAAUAGUAUGCUAUUUUUAUUAAGUUCAUUUAUUAUGAACAAAAAAUGUCAGUAUGUUCAUUGGGAUAAUAUAUUGGUUUUAAAAGAAUUAUUUAAAAUAAUAAAUGAUUUCAAAAAAAAUAUAUAUUUAUAUGAUAUAUUUUAUAAUUUUCAAAUAAAUUAUAUACAUGGAGAGAAGGAUACUUUAGUUCCUUAUAAUAUGAGUUUAACUUUAUAUAAAUUAACAAAUGAUUUAAUUAUAAAAUAUUCAAUGUUUAAUAUAAAAACAUUUUUGUAUAUAUUUAAAGAGGAUUGCCAUUCAUCAAUUUUAAAUUCUCAAACAGAAAAUAACAUUUUGCAAAUCAUUUUUAACCCUUUUAGGCUUCACCCAUUUAGCACUACGUUUAUACAUAAAUUCCAUUUUGAUCUUUAUAAAGAUUUAUAUUUAUUGAAGACUGUCUAUCUUCAAUAUAUAUCACGUGUUACCUCUAAUUUGAGAUCCCUAUAA
Plasmodium berghei ANKA is the source of this 5364-nucleotide messenger RNA. RefSeq names its product conserved Plasmodium protein, unknown function. The coding region runs from base 1 to 5364 and encodes 1787 amino acids. The record is from RefSeq and is a predicted model, not a curated record. The transcript has a single exon. Lineage: Eukaryota; Apicomplexa; Aconoidasida; Haemosporida; Plasmodiidae.